UAUUCGACCCUGCAUGCUGUUCUCGCCGGAGCAGAAGAAGGAUCAGCGGUGAGAGAAGAGAGAGAGAAGCUUGAGUUCUGCUGGGUCGUUUGCUGUUUCCCCUGACCGAGAGAGCGACCAUGUCGUCGUCGGCCGUGCAGUUCACUUCCCACGACGGCCACGAGGACGGCGGCGGCGGCAACGGCAACGGCGGCGGCGGCGUCGAGCGGCUGGACCCCGUCGUCCUCCCCAUCGAUCCCAGGGCCCCGACCCUGUCCCUCCCCAGGGAGACCUUCCUCCGAGCGGCCGUCUCUCUCAAGGACCAGGUCGUGCGGGCGACGUGGCUGGAGGGCGGCGGGGGCGAUCCGACAGCGUACACGGGGCUGCUCGGCACGGCCCUCCUGUGCCUGAGGUCGUACGGGGCCACCGGCGACCGGAGCGACCUGCUGCUGUCGGCCGAGAUCGUCGAUGCGUGCGCCACCGCCGCGCGUGCUUCCGCGAGGCACGUGACGUUUUUAUGCGGUAAAGGAGGGGUGUACGCGGUGGGCGCGGUGGUUGCCGAUCUCGCGGGGGACCAUCCAAGGCGCGACUUCUUCAUCAACCUCUUCCUCGAGGUGGCACAAGAGAGGGCUCUCCCGGUUGGACCCGAGGAGGGUGGUUUCGGGAUGUCGUACGACCUUCUCUACGGCCGAGCCGGUUUCUUGUGGGCGGCUCUGUUUCUGAACAAGAACCUGGGACGGGAGAUGGUGUCGAACGAUCUUCUGAUGCCUAUCGUCGAUGCCGUGUUGGCUGGGGGCAGGGCCGGUGCGUCUGAUAUCGCAUCGUGCCCCUUGAUGUACAGAUGGCACGGGACCCGGUACUUGGGCGCGGCCAACGGCCUCGCUGGAAUCUUGCAAGUGUUGCUUCACUUUCCUCUCUGCGAAGAGUACAUCGAGGAUGUUAAGGGGACUUUGAGGUAUAUGAUGAACAAGAGGUUUCCGCACAGCGGGAAUUACCCCUCGAGCGAAGGGAACCCGAGGGACAAGCUGGUUCAGUGGUCUCACGGCGCGACGGGCAUGGCCAUCACUCUAUGCAAGGCAUCACAGAUGUUUCCACAUGACAGAGAGUUCCGCGACGCUGCGAUAGAGGCAGGGGAAGUCGUGUGGAAGAACGGGCUCGUGAAGAAAGCGGGGCUCGCCGACGGGAUUUCCGGGAACGCGUACGCCUUCCUCUCGCUUUAUCGGCUGACGGGGGAGCGAAUCUACGAGGACAGAGCCAGGGCGUUCGCGAUCUUCCUCUACCACAAUGCGAACAAGCCCGUCAGCACGGGGCACGGGCACGCCGCGGACUAUGCCUUCUCGCUUUACCAAGGGCUCGCCGGAGCGGCUUGCCUCUGGUUCGAUCUCGUCGAUGCGGAGAACUCCAGAUUCCCGGGGUACGAGAUAUAAGGGAAGGGAUGCUAAGGAAGAAUAGUAUAUAGCUCUCUCGUGUACAUACUAAAGAGAGGUAUGCCGUUGGAAAUCGGUGAAUCAUAAUACGCCGUUGCUCUGUAUUGCUACUGUCAAUAUGUAAGACUUGCGACCUGAUAAUUCCACGUGCAGAGAUCAGU
This is a messenger RNA of Syzygium oleosum, 1567 nucleotides long. Its product is annotated as lanC-like protein GCL1. The record is from RefSeq and is a predicted model, not a curated record. Gene Ontology annotation, cellular component: plasma membrane. The transcript has 5 exons. Bases 120 to 1406 code for a protein of 428 amino acids. Lineage: Eukaryota; Viridiplantae; Streptophyta; Magnoliopsida; Myrtales; Myrtaceae. Gene Ontology annotation, biological process: carbohydrate metabolic process; peptide modification.